Molecule: messenger RNA, 2385 nt
Organism: Peronospora farinosa
Lineage: Eukaryota; Oomycota; Peronosporomycetes; Peronosporales; Peronosporaceae
Source: the annotation of a GenBank genome assembly
AUGAAGAUCUCUGCGACAACUUUCAUCGGCAUCGGCGCCGUUAUCCAGCAUCUGCAGCUUGCUCAAGUUUCCGGUCAAGACAUCGACAAAAACACCCCUCUCAGCUUCACUGAUGACUUACCCACCGUAGCACCAACAUUCGCACCUGUGGUCAAUGACAUCACACCUGACGCUAGUAAUGGUGUAGCCGCAAACUCGUCGGCACCAGUAGACCAAUUAACUUCAAACGUUGGUGAUGGCGUCUCCUCUGGAUUUCAAGCCCUGGAACCGCCUAGUCAUCUCGUCCAGCACACCGAAGCGAUGAUGGGUCUAUGUCCACCCAAAUACCUCGAUCCAUCGGUGAUCAAGAGCCGCGCCAUCCCGACCAACAACUGGUGGGGCAACAUCAUCGCGCACGACUCGAAUGUGGCCAUCCAGCCCGUUUGGUCCAAUCCGUACUCGCUACAGAUGGUCGUUGACAAGGCCCCCUUUGGCAUGUCCACAAGUUACCCAUAUCGCAGCCGCUUCAGCGGCGGUAACUCCGGCAACAACGGCGCCGUCAAGUAUUAUGCGCACGGCAUGGUUCGAGAGUUCCUGUUUUCGGCUGAGGAGAUCGUGCAGCAGAAACCCAGCUUUCAAGUUGUCGACUGGGCUGAUCAAGGAGUGACCGUGAAGUUCACUGCGAGCUCGUCCCGUGGCAGCAUGGUGUCGGAACUCGUUUCUGGCAUGGUGUACGCCUCCAUGAAAUACUCGGGUCUCACGCCGAGAUUGGUGUCAAGUGCGGCAAUCUCUAGCAUUAACGGCCAGCGGCUUGGUGGUCAAGUCAUUGGUUCCAAGUUUGAGAUCGUCUAUAACUCCGGUCAGAAGUGGGUAGUCUACGCACUAUCGAGCGACGGUCGUAGUGAGAAGGAGAUCACUCUGACUGCAGACGGCACAUCGGCCCUCAAGGGUACUGGUGUGUUCGACGGCAUAUUGCGCGUUGCUCUCGUACUCGAAGAUUCUUGGUUGAGCACGUUGGACCAGCACAAAUCGUGCAUUGUUCAAGCUGCGAACGUCGACCUACGUGACGACAGCUCCUACGCGUUCAAGUGGAAGACGACGGGGGAUUGUUCUAGUGGUCUGUUGCACUUCGCGAUGAAGCACCACGCUGAGACCAUCAAUACAAGCAGCGGGGUCCGCAAGGUGGACGGCAUGGUGGCCUAUUCAACAACACGAGGCGCCUAUCAGGCUUUCACGACGCCGGGUGGAUCAGUGGAUCCUGUCUGGGAGAUCAAGGAAACUCAACAGGUACCUGAAGACUUCUAUCCGUCUCGCAAAAUUGCAUCGGGCGUGGUUCAACAGCAGCGUAUCGCCGAGCACCUGCGAGAAGACAUCAACAGUGCGUGGUCCAUUCCACUCGAUGGCAGCUACUACUUCAACGGCAAGGCUGCGCAGAAAUAUGCAUCGUUGUGUCUGAUUGCAAACGACGCGGCGGUCGUGGGGGGUGACAAGAGUCUGCUGAAGACGUGUUUGGAUAAGCUGCGUCAUGUGAUGGCACCGUUUGUGGCCAACAGCUGGACCCACAAGCUCCAGUACGACCAGAUUUACGGUGGCAUCGUGAGCUCGCAGGGCUUCACGACGAAAGACCUGAACUCGGAUUUUGGCAACACCAUGUAUAACGACCACCACUUCCACUACGGCUAUUGGAUACACACGGCGGCCAUCAUCAACCACCUCGACCCCAACUGGAGCGAUCUCAGCAAACUCAACACCAUGGUUAACCUGCUGGUGCGCGACGUCGCCAACUUUGACCCGGAAGACAAGUUCUUUACGCGAUUUCGCUCGUUCGACUGGUUCCGCGGCCACUCGUACUCACACGGCGUCACCCCGUUCGCCGAUGGCAAGGACCAGGAGAGCACGUCGGAGGACGUCAACUUUGCCUUCGCUAUGUAUAUGUACGGCAAGGUCACGAACAAUGCGGCCAUGGAGGCUGUCGGCAAGCUCAUGACGCGUGUCAAUGCGCACGCCAUCAAGACGUACUUCCUCAUCGAAGACGCGAACCAAAUUCACCCGGCCAACUUCCGUCCCAACAAGGUCACGGGCAUCUUCUUUGACAACAAGGUGGACUACGCGACGUGGUUCAGUGCUGAGAAACACUGCAUUCAUGGCAUCCAGAUGAUCCCCGUGUCGGCCGUGACCGAGUUCGUGCGCACCAAGCAGUUUGUGAAGGAGGAGUGGGAGCAGGUACUGGCCAAAGAGACUAUCGUCAAGCACGAGGACACGGGCAACUCGUGGCUUUCGCUGCUGUACGCGAACUUUGCCAUGGUGGACAAGCAGCGCGCGAUGGGCGUUCUGCAGAAAGCCAGGAUGGACGACGGUCUGACUCGCUCGUGGGCACUUUACAUGGCUGCGAGCUUUGCUGAGUGA